Molecule: messenger RNA, 2454 nt
Organism: Oryza sativa Japonica Group (Japanese rice)
Lineage: Eukaryota; Viridiplantae; Streptophyta; Magnoliopsida; Poales; Poaceae
Product: peptidyl-prolyl cis-trans isomerase CYP71
Biological process (GO): protein peptidyl-prolyl isomerization; protein folding
Molecular function (GO): protein binding; peptidyl-prolyl cis-trans isomerase activity
Source: RefSeq, a predicted model, not a curated record
AAAUAAUUGCUCCUCGUCGCCGGAGCAGAAGGUCUCGAGGAGUCGAGACUUCUCUCCCCCAAAUCCCCAGAACCCUAGCGGAGCUCCACCUCGAGAUGGCGACGGCGAGCGAUGCGCCGGCGAGCUCCACGAUAACGACCGCCACGGACGACGCCGAGGUGGAGCGCGACCAGGGCAACGGCAAUGGCGCCGUGUCAGCCGCACCCGCCGCCGUGGGGAAGGAGGCGGCGGCUGAGGAGGAGGAGAUGAUCGGCCCGGCUCCCGUGCCGCCGCGGCCGAGGAAGAAGCGCCCGCUCCAGUUCGAGCAGGCCUUCCUCGACGCCCUGCCCUCCGCGGCCAUGUACGAGAAGAGCUAUAUGCAUCGGGAUGUCGUCACCCACGUCGCCGUCUCUCCUGCUGACUACUUCAUCACCGGGAGCGCAGAUGGACAUUUGAAAUUUUGGAAGAAGAAACCAGCUGGGAUCGAAUUUGCUAAACAUUUUCGAUCUCAUCUCAGUCCCAUUGAAGGCCUAGCUGUGAGUGUUGAUGGCCUACUUUGCUGCACGAUCUCCAGCGAUUGGUCUGUCAAGAUAUAUGACGUUGUGAAUUAUGACAUGAUGUUCAUGAUGCGUCUCCCAUUCGUUCCGGGUGCAAUUGAGUGGGUUUAUCGACAAGGAGAUGUUAAACCAAAACUCGCUGUUAGUGAUCGUAAUACACCUUUUGUUCACAUAUAUGAUACUCAUUCUGGUUCAAACGAUCCCAUCAUCUCCAAAGAGAUUCAUGCUGGCCCAGUAAAGGUUAUGAAAUAUAACCAUGUUCACGAUGUUGUGAUAUCUGCUGAUGCCAAAGGACUCUUGGAAUACUGGUCUCCGUCUACCCUCAAAUUUCCAGAAGACGCGGUGAACUUUCGUUUAAAAACAGACACAAAUCUAUUUGAAAUCGCAAAAUGCAAGACUAGCGUGUCUGCUAUUGAGAUGAGCAAUGACGGCACUCAAUUUGUUGUUACAUCCCCUGAUCGUAGGAUACGGGUAUUUUGGUUCAAAACUGGGAAACUAAGACGUGUAUAUGAUGAGUCCCUUGAGGUGGCACAAGAUCUGCAGAAAAGUGAUAUCCCGAUGUAUCGUCUUGAUGCUAUUGAUUUUGGGCGAAGAAUGGCUGUUGAGAAGGAAAUAGAAAAGACCGAAAAUGUUCCACAGCCUAAUGCUGUAUUUGAUGAGAGCAGCAAUUUUCUUAUUUAUGCUACCCUUUUGGGCAUAAAGAUUAUAAAUUUGCACACAAAUAAGGUUUCAAGAAUCCUGGGGAAGGUAGAAAACAAUGAACGUUUUCUGAGGAUUGCUCUAUACCAAGGUGAUAAAGGGAAUAAGAAGGUUAGAAAAAUUCCUUCAGUAGCUGCCAAUGUCAAUGACAGCAAGGAGCCUUUAUCUGACCCAACGCUGCUAUGCUGUGCCUUCAAGAAGCAUCGAAUAUAUCUCUUUAGUCGUAGAGAACCUGAGGAGCCUGAAGACGCAACCAAGGGUAGGGAUGUUUUCAAUGAAAAACCCCCACCGGAAGAGCUUUUGGCUGUAUCAGAUUUAGGGAAGACUGCUACAACAUCACUCCCUGAUAAUUUGGUGAUGCAUACUUCUAUGGGUGAUAUUCACUUGAGAUUAUAUCCAGAAGAGUGUCCAAAAACUGUGGAGAAUUUCACUACCCAUUGCCGGAAUGGUUAUUAUGAUAAUCUCAUAUUUCAUCGUGUGAUUAAAGGCUUUAUGAUUCAGACUGGAGACCCUUUGGGGGAUGGCACUGGUGGGCAAUCAAUCUGGGGAAGGGAGUUCGAAGAUGAAUUUCACAAAAGCUUGAGACAUGAUAGGCCUUUUACUCUUUCAAUGGCCAAUGCUGGACCAAAUACCAAUGGGUCCCAAUUCUUUAUCACAACUGUGGCAACUCCAUGGCUAGACAACAAACACACAGUGUUUGGUAGAGUUGUGAAAGGGAUGGAUGUUGUUCAGCAAAUCGAGAAGGUCAAGACCGACAAGAAUGACAAACCAUAUCAGGAUGUGAAGAUCUUGAACGUUACAGUUCCAAAGACAUAAGCUCAAACAAUUGGUUUGACAUUGUACGCAUGAGGUUCUUCCACCCUUUGCAAGCCUGUGAAAGACAAAUGUUCUGAACUUUAUGUGCUGCUGUGGUGCAUCGAGUUGGUCCUUCAAACCUCAACCCAGAGGCAGCACCAUAUUAUUAGAAAGCACUGCCUUUGAUGAGGUAUGUGUUCCGAGUUUUAACUAGCUUUCCCAUCCAUAACCCAAGGGCAAUGGGACUGUAACAUUUUUGCUGUACACGGGAUUGGUAUUGCAAUUUAACAAUGGAAAAAAUGUAACGAGCCAGUUAGAUGAGGAUACAUGGACGAUUUUUCCAUGCAUGGGUGUAAGGGCGUAAGUUUUAUUUUGACUAGCCACUGAAUGCUGAUACCAAUUAGACUGAGCUGAGUAACCGUCA